AUGUCUCCAGAAUUUCAAGCCUCCAAUGUGCUUUGCGCUGAGUCGAUUGUACUCAAUUAUCUGCUUCAUGAAGUCCCAGAACCACCAAGUCAAAAGCGGACAAGUCAACUCACGUCAUCCGACCAAAAUUACAUAUUGCCAUUCUCGAAGGAGCGCGACUUGGUGGAGAUACUUGCCUUCCUAUCCAAAAGGAGGGAUGGCCCAGAUCAUAUCCCUGCAAUUUGCGUGGAACAAGAUCGAACAGGAAAUAAUUUAAAGGUUCUCUUGGCAGUCAACAAAUGCACCUGGAAUGACGGUGAUGGCACACUUCAGCUCAUCAAAGGAAACUUCGAAGGCGUUUUUGACGCUCUUCAUAAGGCAAAUUACAGUCGACAUGGUAGCUCCGCGGAAAUUAAGGCUGAAGUUCUCAAAUCAAUCGUUGUAAUGUGCUCCUCUAGGAUACUUUGUCGGUUACGUCUAGCUCCGAGCAAAAGACAUGGAACCAGAUCGUCAAUCAAAGAGCUAUUGCAGAGAGCAAUAGAGGGGGUCCGGCUCAUUAACCCUCACAAGUUCCGAAAUUCCACCUUGGUGGUCUCCUCAACUCAGUUUAUAUCAGUGUCCAAAGAAGUGAUACGAUUGGUUAAUAACUGGCUCAAUCACCAGGUUGAAUCUCGCCUGGCUGAGAUUUUAGGGGCAAUUCGAAGUUUGAACGAGGUACCGAGUCUAUCUGAUCUAUUGCACCUCAUUCCGACCGGUAAAUCUGGGAUAGUCCAGGAUUCAUGCUUUGCAAGCAGCCUCAUCAACAUCAUUAGUAAAGUGGCCAGAAAUCAUGAGGCAGCUGAAGUGUUAUACCGUAUCGCCAAAAAAUACCCUGUGGUACGAAAUAUGAAGCCUCAGCUAGCCACUCUCCCCCCAGAGGCAUACGACAGGCUGAACGACCCCAGCUACCUUCCAGAAUUCCACAAAAUCCCACAACGCCUAGGUCUCAUAAAUGGCCAUCGAUAUGAUGUCACCAAAAUAUCUCGAUACAUGAAAUUUCCUAAGAACUCGUCUUGUAGUAAGGAAUUUUCGGAAGAAACACAGAGAACCAUGAAAGAGUCAAAGAUCCACUCUGAGAUCCAGCUAAUUGCCUAUUGUGAAUCUAAAUCAACGCCUGAAUUGUUUCCUCGAGUCAUUGCAUCAAGCAAGGACGCAUGCUUCCUUUGCAAUGCUUUUAUCGCGACGCAUGGAAAAAUGCACACAUCACGAACCCAUGGACGACUAUACCCCGGCUGGAGGCUACCCAAUCUCUUGCAUAUGAGAGGACUGCAGAAAGAAUUCAAUCAAUGGCUUCUUAACCAGGCUCGAAAAACAAUAGAUGCGAGGGUUGCAGGCCAUGGAGAGAUCAAUCCCCAACCCCCUUUGGAAAGCACUCUUUUGGUGCCACUUUCUGUUUCAUCGACAACAAAAAGUGAAUCACCUUCAGAUCCCAUUUCACAUAACCUACAGCUCUCGGUUGCUGAAGAAUGCAUGACAAAACAACUUGCAUCAUCGACAGACUCAACAGACUCCCCAGCUUUGAGCCAUAAAUUAGCCCUGCAAGAAGUAAUUCCGUGUAAACCAAGCAUCCAAAACCCAGCAAUCUUUGUCUGCGGCCGACUUGAAGUUCAUUUCGAUAUGGAAACUGCCUCAGCCUCGAAUCGAACGACAAGCACGCUCAUGUACAGUAUUGAGAGGAUCAGGACUGAGGAAAAGGACAUCUUACCAGAUGGAUCUCUUGUAGUAGAUGUGCUGGGGUUAACCAAGGAAACCCAGUUUGAAUUGCCGAUUGAUCAUACCAUUUACAUGUCUUGCCAAGAUGUCAUCUUGAGGCUUACUACAGGCCUUGAAAAUACUGUGGUUGAUGAUAGGGUGCAAUGA
This is a messenger RNA of Penicillium longicatenatum, 1878 nucleotides long. RefSeq names its product nucleic acid/nucleotide deaminase domain-containing protein. The record is from RefSeq and is a predicted model, not a curated record. The transcript has 2 exons. NCBI's taxonomy places the organism in Eukaryota, Fungi, Ascomycota, Eurotiomycetes, Eurotiales, Aspergillaceae. Bases 1 to 1878 code for a protein of 625 amino acids.